Messenger RNA from Myotis davidii, 8396 nucleotides. It is a transcript of the gene HMCN1, whose product is annotated as hemicentin 1. The record is from RefSeq and is a predicted model, not a curated record. Lineage: Eukaryota; Metazoa; Chordata; Mammalia; Chiroptera; Vespertilionidae. Gene Ontology annotation, cellular component: plasma membrane. The transcript is spliced from 47 exons. Gene Ontology annotation, molecular function: fibroblast growth factor binding; calcium ion binding; fibroblast growth factor receptor activity. Bases 79 to 7341 code for a protein of 2420 amino acids.
GAGGGGACCUCAGUGUCAUUGGAGUGUGAGUCCAACGCUGUCCCACCUCCAGUCGUCACGUGGUAUAAGAACGGGCGGAUGAUAACAGAGUCUACUCACGUGGAGGUUUUAGCAGGUGGACAAAUGCUGCACAUCAAGAAAGCUGAGGUAUCUGACACAGGCCAGUAUGUAUGUAGAGCUAUAAAUGUAGCAGGACGGGAUGAUAAAAAUUUCCACCUCAAUGUAUAUGUGCCGCCCAGUAUCGAAGGACCCGAAACAGAAGUGGUUGUUGAGACAAUCAGCAACCCUGUGACUUUAACGUGCGAUGCCACUGGGAUCCCGCCUCCCACCAUCGCGUGGAUGAAGAACCUCAAGCCCAUAGAAAAUUCUGACUCACUUGAAGUUCAUAUUUUGUCUGGAGGUAGCAAACUCCAAAUUGCCCGGUCUCAGCGUUCAGAUAGCGGAAACUACACAUGCAUUGCAUCAAAUAUGGAAGGAAAAGCACAGAAAAAUUACGUUCUUUCUAUUCAAGUUCCUCCAAGUGUUGCUGGUGCUGAAAUUCCAAGUGAAGUCAGUGUCCUGGAAGGGGAAAAUGUUGAGCUGGUCUGCAAUGCCAAUGGCAUUCCUACCCCAGUUAUCCAGUGGCUUAGAGACGGAAGACCCAUAACUAGCAGUGAAACAGAAAGAAUCCGGGUGACUGCCACCGGCAGCACGUUAAUCAUCCUCGGAGCUCUCCCGUCCGACAUGGGGAAAUACACGUGUGUCGCCACUAAUCCUGCUGGAGAGGAAGACCGAAUUUUUAACCUAAAUGUUUACGUCCCACCUGCCAUCAGGGGUAAUGAAGAAGAAGCAGAGAAACUAACGGCCUUGGUGGACACUUCAAUCAAUAUUGAAUGCCGCGCCACAGGGACGCCUCCGCCCCAGAUAAACUGGCUGAAGAAUGGACUUCCUGUGCCCCUGUCUUCCCACAUCCGGUUGCUGUCAGGAGGGCAGGUCAUCAGGAUUGUGAGAGCUCAGGUGUCCGAUGUUGCCGUGUACACUUGUGUGGCCUCCAACAGAGCUGGGGUGGAUAAUAAACAUUAUAGUCUUCAAGUGUUUGUGCCACCAAAUCUCGACAAUGCCAUGGGAACAGAGGACAUCACAGUUGUCAAGGGCAGUUCUACCUCCAUGACAUGCCUGACAGAUGGAACCCCAACUCCCCAAAUGUCAUGGCUUAGGGAUGGCCAGCCUCUGGGGCUUGACACCCAUUUGACAGUAAGCACUCAAGGAAUGGUCCUUCAACUCAUCCAGGCAGAGACCGAAGAUUCGGGAAGGUACACCUGCAUUGCCUCCAACGAAGCUGGACAAGUCAGCAAACACUUUAUCCUGAAGGUGCUAGAACCACCUCAUAUCAAUGGAUCUGAAGAACCUACAGAGAUAUCAGUGAUUGUUAAUAAUCCACUUGAACUUACCUGCAUUGCUUCUGGAAUCCCAGCUCCUAAAAUCUCCUGGAUGAAAGAUGGACGGCCCCUUCCCCAGACAGAUCAGGUACAAACUCUUGGAGGCGGAGAGGUUCUUCGAAUAUCUAGUAGUCAGGUUGAAGAUACAGGAAGAUAUACAUGCCUGGCCUCCAGCCCUGCAGGAGAUGAUGAUAAAGAAUAUUUAGUGAGAGUGCACGUACCCCCUAAUAUUGCCGGAACUGAUGGGUCCCAGGAUUUCACUGUGUUACGGAACAGACAAGUGACACUGGAAUGCAAAUCGGAUGCAGUGCCCCCACCUGUAAUCACUUGGCUUAAAAAUGGAGAACGGUUACAGGCAACACCUCGAGUCCGAAUCCUAUCUGGGGGGAGAUACUUGCAAGUGAACAAUGCGGACCCAGGUGAUACAGCCAAUUACACCUGUGCUGCCAGCAACAUCGCAGGAAAGACUACAAGAGACUUUAUUCUCACUGUCAAUGUUCCUCCAAACAUCAAGAGUGGCCCCCAGAGCCUUGUCAUUCACCUGAACAAGUCAGCCGUGUUGGAAUGCUUGGCUGAAGGUGUGCCACCCCCGAGGACUACGUGGAGAAAGGACGGGGCUGUUCUCUCUGGCAAUCACGCGAGGUAUUCCAUCUUGGAAAAUGGAUUCCUUCACAUCCAGGCAGCACAUGUCGGCGAUGCCGGGCGAUAUUUGUGUAUGGCUACCAAUGCUGCUGGGACCGACCGCAGGCGGAUAGACUUACAAGUCCAUGUUCCUCCGUCUAUUGCUCUGGGCCCUACAAACAUCACUGUAACUGUGAAUGUUCAAACGACUCUGGCUUGCGAGGCUACUGGCAUACCAAAACCAUCCAUCAGCUGGAGAAAAAACGGGCACCUUCUCAAUGUGGAUCAAAACCAGAAUUCCUACAGGCUCCUUUCUUCAGGUUCACUGGUAAUUAUUUCCCCUUCCGUGGAUGACACUGCCACCUACGAGUGCACUGUGACAAACGAUGCUGGAGAGGACAAGAGAACCGUAGAUCUCACUGUCCAAGUCCCACCUUCCAUAGCUGAUGAGCCUACGGACCUCCUAGUAACCAGACACACCCCAACAAUCAUUACCUGCGCUGCCUCAGGAGUUCCAUUUCCCUCAGUUCACUGGAUGAAAAAUGGUAUAAGGCUGCUUCCCAGGGGAGAUGGCUACAGAAUUCAGUCCUCAGGAGCAGUUGAACUAUUUGCCACUGAAUUGAGCCAUGCGGGAAGAUACACUUGCGUCGCCAGGAACGCGGCUGGUUCUGCACAUCGACACGUGACCCUUCGUGUCCAGGAGCCUCCAGCCAUUCAUCCUCAGCCAAGUGAACUGGACGUCAUUCUAAACAAUCCCAUUCUGUUACCAUGUGAAGCCACAGGGACACCCAGUCCUUUCAUUACUUGGCAAAAAGAAGGCAUCAAUGUUAUCACUUCAGGCAACGGCCAUGCCGUUCUUCCUGGUGGCGGCUUGCAGAUCUCCAGAGCCGUGCGAGAGGAUGCCGGCUCUUACAUGUGUGUGGCUCAGAAUCCAGCUGGUACAGCCUUGGGCAAAAUCAAGUUAAAUGUUCAAGUUCCUCCUGUCAUCAGCGUCCAUCCAAAGGAAUAUAUCAUUGCUGUGGAUAAGCCUGUCACACUACCGUGUGAGGCGGCCGGCCUCCCACCGCCUGACAUCACGUGGCAUAAAGGUGGCCAUGCCAUUGUGGAAUCAGCCCGCCAGCGCACCCUCAGCUCCGGGGCUUUGCAGAUAGCCUUUGCUCAGCCGGAGGACGCCGGCCAGUACACAUGCAUGGCAGCUAACGUGGCAGGAUCUAGCAGCUCGAGCACCAAGCUCACUGUCCACGUGCCACCCAAAAUUCGCAGUAUGGAAGUAUACUACACGGUCAGUGAGAAUUCACAGGCUGUUUUUCCAUGCGUGGCUGAUGGAAUCCCUACACCAGCAAUUCACUGGAAAAAAGACAAUGUUCUUUUAGCCAAUUUGUUAGGAAAAUACACUGUUGAACCCUAUGGAGAACUCAUUCUGGAGAAUGUUGUGCUGGAGGAUUCUGGCACAUAUACCUGUGUUGCAAGCAACGCUGCAGGUGAAGACACACACACUGUCAGCCUGACUGUCCAUGUUCUCCCCACUUUCACUGAACUUCCUGGUGAUGUGUCAUUAAAUAAAGGAGAAAAGCUACGAUUAAGCUGUAAAGCAACUGGUAUUCCACUGCCCAUGUUAACAUGGACCUUCAACAACAAUAUUAUCCCAGCCCACUUUGACAGUGUCAACGGACACAGUGAACUUGUUAUUGAAAGGGUUUCCAAAGAGGAUUCGGGUACUUACGUGUGCACUGCAGAGAACAGCAUGGGUGUUGUGAAGGCAGUUGGAUUUGUUUAUGUGAAAGAACCUCCAGUCUUCAAAGGUGAUUACCCUUCUAAUUGGAUUGAACCACUUGGCGGAAAUGCAAUUCUGAACUGUGAGGUCAAAGGCGAUCCUGCCCCAACCAUCCAGUGGAGCAGAAAGGGGGUGGAUAUUGAAAUUAACCACAGAAUCCACCAACUUGGCAAUGGCUCCCUGGCCAUUUAUGGCACCGUAAAUGACGAUGCCGGUGACUACACAUGUGUAGCUGCUAACGAGGCCGGGAUGGCGGAGCGCAGCAUGAGCCUGACCCUGCAGAGUGCUCCUAUUAUCACUCUGGAGCCAAUAGCAACAAUUAUUAAUGUUGGUGGCAAAGUCAUAUUGAAUUGUCAGGCCACUGGAGAGCCUCAUCCAGCCAUUAUGUGGUCUCGUCAAGGGCACGCUAUCCCCUGGGAUGACCGAGUUAAUGUGUUGUCCAACAACUCGUUAUAUAUCUCUGCUGCUCAGAAAGAAGAUACAUCUGAAUAUGAAUGUGUUGCUCGAAAUCUGAUGGGUUCUGUCAUGGUCAGAGUACCAGUCACAGUCCAAGUUCAUGGUGGGUUUUCCCAGUGGUCUGCCUGGAGAGCCUGCAGUGUCACCUGUGGAAGAGGCAUCCAGAAGAGAAGUCGCCUGUGCAACAACCCUCAUCCGGCCAAUGGUGGGAAGCCUUGUCAAGGGUCGGAUUCAGAAAUGCGGAACUGCCAACAUAAACUGUGUCCAGUGCAUGGUAGCUGGUCAGAAUGGAGCCCUUGGGAAGAAUGCACAAGGAGCUGUGGACGUGGCAACCGAACCAGGACCAGAACUUGCAAUAAUCCAUCAGCUCAACACGGAGGGCGACCGUGUGAAGGGACUGCUGUGGAAAUGAUCAUGUGCAACAUUAGGCCGUGCCCAGUUCAUGGAGCAUGGAGCACUUGGCAGCCUUGGGGUGUGUGCAGCAGAAGUUGCGGGCAGGGGACCCAGACAAGAACAAGACUGUGCAGUAACCCUCCACCAUCAUUUGGUGGCUCCUACUGUGAUGGAGCAGAAACACUGAUGCAAGUUUGCAAUGAAAGACACUGUCCUGUUGAUGGCAAGUGGGCCAGCUGGGCCAGUUGGAGCACCUGCACCGUGUCCUGUGGAGGAGGAGCCAGACAGAGAACAAGGGACUGCUCUGAUCCCGCCCCACAGUAUGGAGGAAGCAGGUGUGAAGGGAGUGAUGUCCAGAGCGAUUUUUGCAAUAGUGACCCUUGUCCAACUCAUGGAAACUGGAGCCCUUGGAGUGGCUGGGGGAUCUGCAGUCGGUCCUGUAACGGAGGGCAGAUGCGGCGGUACCGCACGUGUGAUAACCCUCGGCCCUCCAACGGAGGAAGAGCUUGUGGGGGGCCAGACUCCCAGAUCCAGAGAUGCAACACUGACAUGUGUCCUGUGGACGGGAGUUGGGGAAACUGGCAAAGUUGGGGCCCGUGUUCUGCUUCUUGUGGAGGAGGCGAAAAGACCAGAAAACGGCUGUGCAACAAUCCAGAGCCAUCUCACCGUGGGCGCCCCUGUCCGGGAGACGCCACUCAGGUUUCCAGAUGCAAUAUACAAGCUUGUCCAGGUGGGCCCCAGCGAGCCAGAGGAAGUGUUAUUGGAAAUAUUAAUGAUGUUGAAUUUGGAAUUGCUUUCCUUAACGCCACAGUGACAGAUAGCCCUACCUCUGAUACUAGAGUAAUACAUGCCAGAAUUACCAAUGUGCCUCGCAGGCUUGGUCCAGCAAUGCGAAAGAUAGUUUCUAUUUUAAAUCCCAUUUAUUGGACAACAGCAAAGGAAAUUGGAGAAGCAGUCAAUGGCUUCACCCUCACCAAUGCAGUCUUCAAGAGAGAAACCCAGGUGGAAUUUGCAACUGGAGAAAUCUUGCGCAUGACUCAUAUUGCUCGGGGCCUGGAUUCCGAUGGUGCUUUGCUGCUAGAUAUUGUCGUGAGCGGCUAUGUCCUGCAGCUUCAUUCACCUGCUGAAGUCGCUGUAAAGGAUUACACGGAGGACUACGUUCAGACGGGUCCUGGGCAGCUGUAUGCCUACUCAACCCGGCUGUUCACCAUUGAUGGCAUUGGCGUCCCGUACACAUGGAACCACACCAUUUUCUAUGACCAGGCACAGGGAAGAAUGCCUUACUUGGUAGAAACACUUCAUGCAUCCUCUGUGGAAACGGACUACAACCAGUUAGAAGAGACAUUGGGUUUUAAAAUUCAUGCUUCCAUUUCCAAAGGAGACCGCAGUAAUCAGUGCCCCUCCGGGUUUGCCUUAGACUCAGUUGGACCCUUUUGUGCUGAUGAAGAUGAAUGUGCAACAGGGAAGCCCUGCUCCCAUAUCUGCCACAAUGCCAUGGGGACCUAUUAUUGCUCCUGCCCUAAAGGCCUCACCAUCGCUGCUGAUGGAAGAACUUGUCAAGACAUUGAUGAGUGUGCUUUAGGUGGACACACAUGCCAUGCUGGUCAGGACUGUGACAAUACCAUUGGAUCCUAUCGCUGCGUGGUCCGCUGUGGAAUUGGCUUUCGAAGAACCUCUGAUGGGAUGAGUUGUCAAGAUAUUAAUGAAUGUCAAGAGUCCAGUCCCUGCCACCACCGCUGUUUCAAUGCCAUAGGAAGUUUUCACUGUGGGUGUGAACCUGGGUAUCAGCUCAAGGGCAGAAAAUGCAUGGAUGUGAACGAGUGUCGCCAGAACGUGUGCAGACCCGACCAGCACUGCGAGAACACCCGUGGCGGCUACAAGUGUAUUGAUCUCUGCCCCAAUGGGAUGACCAAGGCGGAAAAUGGAACCUGCAUUGAUAUUGAUGAGUGUAAAGAUGGGACCCAUCAGUGCAGAUAUAACCAGAUAUGUGAGAAUACAAGAGGCAGCUAUCGCUGUGUAUGUCCAAGAGGUUACCGGUCUCAAGGAGUGGGAAGACCCUGUGUGGAUGUGGAUGAGUGUGCAAACAGAGACACCUGCCAACAUGAGUGUAAAAAUACCUUUGGAAGCUACCAGUGUCUCUGCCCACCUGGCUAUCAGCUCAUGCUCAACGGAAAGACGUGUCAAGAUAUUGAUGAGUGUCUGGAGCAGAAUGUGCGCUGUGGGCAGAAUCGCAUGUGCUUCAACAUGAGAGGAAGCUACCAGUGCAUCGAUACGCCUUGCCCACCCGACUACCAACGGGAUCCUGACACAGGGUUCUGCCUCAAGAACUGUCCGCCCAAUGAUUUGGAAUGUGCCUCGAGCCCAUAUGCGUUGGAAUACAAACUUGUCUCCCUCCCUUUUGGAAUAGCCGCCAAUCAAGAUUUAAUCCGGCUGGUUGCAUACACGCAGGAUGGAGUGAUGCAUCCCAGGACCACGUUUCUCAUGGUAGACGAGGAACAGACCGUUCCUUUUGCCUUGAGGGUUGAAAACUUGAAAGGAGUCGUGUAUACCACACGACCCCUCCGAGAACCAGAGACCUACCGCAUGAGGGUCCGAGCCUUAUCCUACAGUGCCAAUGGGACCAUUGAAUAUCAGACCACAUUCAUAGUGUAUAUAGCCGUGUCUGCCUAUCCGUACUGAGAAGCUCGCCAAAGCCAAACCCACAUAUUUAAACUGCAUUAAUCAUGGGAAUCACGUUCGCUUCCAGGUUACCAUCUCCUGAACGGUUGCAACCUUGGCAACUUGAAAAUGGUGCUAGGCUCUGUCUUGUGUGUCUUCCUUGGUACUGCUGAGGUAUUUCAGGAUCCCACCAUGGCCACAUCUUUUCCUUAAGGUCUAGAAAAGCCCUGUAUCCUUUUCUUUUAUUUAUUACACUGGAACAGUUACUUUCCAAAGAUUAUCUCUGAACAUCGAACAGGGACACAUCAGUGAUGUUUUAUGGUGGCAUAGUAGCUAAGAUCUUUUUCCUUAAAAAUAUACAAUAAACUAUAAUAAUAAUUCAAAGCCAAGUAGAUUUUUGAGCAUUUGGCCAUUUUUAAAGUAAUAAAACUGGUUGCUAUGUUUUUUGAGCAAAGCUUAAGUAACUUAUGAAGAUGCUUUUUUAAAAAAAGUAUUGAUACUUUAUUAUAUAUAGGACUUAGACACCUCUUUUCACUUUAAGGGAAAAAAAAAGAAACACCACUUGUUUUAGAAAUAUAGUACAGCUUCUAGAAGGUUAUGAUGAUCCCAAAUGGUGCUCACUUUGAACACCCAAAAUAAGGAUAUUACUUUCAGUGAACCAUUUAUGAUCAUAGAAAAAAAAUAUUACUUUGUCCUCAGAUAAUUGUUGAUGGCAUAGAUCUUUGUUCAUAUAUUUUGAUAUAAUCUGCCAUUAGCUCCUUCAUUUUCACAUUCCAGAAUUGUUUUUACCUUCCUACCAAUUGGAAACAAUUUUUUAAAGUAUCAAUGGGACGGUUUUCUUUGUUUUUCUUGAAAAAUCUCAUAUGUUAAAUUAGCAUAAAUGUUCAACGUCAAUACACUGUACAUGGUGGUAACAGACUCUGGAAGCAAUUGCCAAGAUGUAUUCUAUUUUUAUGAAGUGUACAUAUAUUACCUUAGUGUGUAUUUUCUAUGGAAUAUCUUGAUGAACUCUUUUAUAAAAUUAUUUUAUAAAAAUAUAAUGUUACAGGAAAACCAGCUAAAAUAAAAUUUUCACA